CCGGAAAUAGCAGCAGAGUGACAUCUCUGUCCUCCAACACCGUCACAGUUUGUGCUGCAUGCAGAUAAAGUGUUUGUAUUUCAGGAGGAGACACCUUUAGUACAGCUGCAGCAGAGGUGGACCAGACUGCUGCGGCUCCACCACAAGAUCCGAGUUUACUGAUUAAAAAGAAAAAGAAAAGCUCAGCGAGUUUCGUUUCGGAUGUAAAACAAGAGUCUGCAGCCUGUCUGUCGUCGCCGUCUGCUCAACAUUCAAAAGUUCCUCACUGGAAAGACAGGUGUUGGAAUGAACAGGUCCAGGUCCAGCUGGGAUAAAAAAGCCCCUCAACCUCCAGUCACUCGGCUAACCCGCAGCUCCAGCUCCCAGGCCAGGCACAGCGACCCCGCAGAGCUCCAGGACUCCGGGCCGAGCCCGUAUGGAAAACAACGCAAGAAGCAGACGGACUCAGCUCUGGCCCGGGACCUCAGCCAGAUGAGUGUGAGCGGACAAGACGGUGUACCUACAAGUAAAGGAAAGAUGUCCAAAGGUCCUCAGCCUACUGGGUCCAGGUCCCGGGGCGGUCUUGCCUCUGUGUCUCGGCUGGUGAAGCUUGGCCGCUGUAAGAAUGUGGUUGUGGUAGCCGGAGCAGGGAUCAGCACCGCCAGUGGAAUACCAGACUUCAGAACUCCAGGAACAGGUCUUUAUGCCAACGUGGAGAAGUACAACAUCCCUUACCCAGAAGCUAUUUUUAACAUCGACUACUUCUCCAACGACCCGCAGCCUUUCUUUUCUCUGGCCAAGGCGCUGUAUCCUGGCAGCCACAGGCCCAACUACAUACACUACUUCAUCCGCAUGCUUCAUCACAAAGGCCUGCUGCUCCGAAUGUACACGCAGAACAUUGACGGACUGGAGAAAGUUUGUGGCAUCCCAGAUGACAAACUUGUGGAAGCUCACGGUAGUUUUGCUACAGCUUCCUGUCACCUGUGCUACACUCCGUACCCUGCUGAGGAGGCUAAGCACGCCAUAAUGAAUGACAACGUCCCCAUAUGCACAUUCUGCGCCGCAACAGUCAAACCUGACGUUGUGUUUUUUGGAGAGGACCUUCCACAGAAGUACUUCCUCCACACUGAAGACUUCCCCAAAGCAGACCUGCUAAUCAUUAUGGGCACCUCUUUACAGAUUGAGCCUUUUGCCAGCCUGGUGAAUACGGUGCGCUCCACUGUGCCACGUCUCCUGCUGAACCGGCAUGCUGUGGGUCCGUUUGAGAAGGUCCCACUGCGGAGAAACGACCACAUGGAACUGGGUGACCUGGCGGACACAGUCCGGAGAUUUGCUGAAAUGCUCGGCUGGAGCAACGAGAUCGAAGAGCUGAUGAGUCAGGAAACAGUGAGCUUCACCACAUCAGUAAGCAGCUCUCCAUCAGUGAGCGGACAGAUGCCUUGCCAGAGCACCUCGAACAGCCUGAUGAGCAGAGGAGCAUCAGAGCCUCAGGGCAGGAUGGAGACAUCCAGGUCCAGACCAGGAGCUCAAACAGCAGCCAGCAGCGGCAGCGAGGAGACGGACUCUGAGACGGACAGCAAGAGCACUGCAUCCUCCAGCCCGAGCAACUGAUGCCGCAUGUUUCAUAAAAUAAGACACUGGAAAAGGUUUGAGACAGUUUCCUCUCCUUUGUUCGCAGUAAGACUGUUCUCCGGUAUUCUGUACACACACAAUGUUUUAUCUAAUGGAUUUCAAUGUGUGCAUUUAAGUGGCACAGUGUGUGAGAUGUUCAUAUGUACAAAUAAAAAAAAAAAUCAUAUCAAAGACAGUUUGUCAAGCUCAACAAGCGUAUUUAAGCACUUAUUAUGGAGGAAGGGUCCAUCCAGAACACUAGUCAAUGUUUCAGCCCUGUCCAAAUGUUUCUGCAUGUGUUCUUAAACAGACGCCAGCAAAUGUGUUCAUGUUUUAUAUCAGUACAACACUGUAUUUGAAACAAUAUUUAAUAAAGGUUUUGUGUAAUUUGCA
This is a messenger RNA of Thunnus maccoyii (southern bluefin tuna), 1983 nucleotides long. RefSeq lists its product as uncharacterized. Lineage: Eukaryota; Metazoa; Chordata; Actinopteri; Scombriformes; Scombridae. The coding region runs from base 286 to 1590 and encodes 434 amino acids. The transcript is spliced from 8 exons. Gene Ontology annotation, molecular function: NAD+ binding. The record is from RefSeq and is a predicted model, not a curated record.